CUGGACACCGCUGGCCUGCAGUCUGCGAGCGCCAUCGACGAGCACCCUCCUUCUCUGCAGCAGGCGCUCUGAGGAGCCGGCUCGUGUCCGUCUCCUUGCGCGCCGCUGCAAUCGCGUGGGCGCAGCUGCUCGGUCUCGAGAGACGUUCCCUGCGCACCACUUGCCAGGCUCCCGCGCAGCAGCAGGCCGUCACUGUGCCCUGCUCCCAUGCCCCACAUCACUUCUCCCUCUCGCUCCUCGUCAUGCCACAAAUGCCCUCGGGCGCACGCCCUGCCCGUCUCCUGUCUCUCGUGCUCAAGCCGGCCGGAGUGUGGAAGUGGUGCCGCAAACGGAGCAGCAGAUAGGCAGCACAGCGCUCUCCUCUCGCCUGCGCUGCUCGUGGCGUGCUCAUCAGCGCUGGCCGGCGGCGCUGCCGUCUGCAAGAGAGGGGUCAGCGCGGCUUGCCCGAUGGCGCAGCGCCGUGUAUACGAGCGAUAGCGGCCGAGAGUGUGUGGCACUCGAUGUGUACCUGC
Tilletiopsis washingtonensis is the source of this 512-nucleotide messenger RNA. RefSeq lists its product as hypothetical. The coding region runs from base 208 to 477 and encodes 89 amino acids. NCBI's taxonomy places the organism in Eukaryota, Fungi, Basidiomycota, Exobasidiomycetes, Entylomatales. The record is from RefSeq and is a predicted model, not a curated record. The transcript has a single exon.